Molecule: messenger RNA, 1139 nt
Organism: Jaculus jaculus (lesser Egyptian jerboa)
Lineage: Eukaryota; Metazoa; Chordata; Mammalia; Rodentia; Dipodidae
Product: bifunctional methylenetetrahydrofolate dehydrogenase/cyclohydrolase, mitochondrial
Biological process (GO): tetrahydrofolate interconversion
Cellular component (GO): mitochondrion
Molecular function (GO): methenyltetrahydrofolate cyclohydrolase activity; methylenetetrahydrofolate dehydrogenase (NAD+) activity; methylenetetrahydrofolate dehydrogenase (NADP+) activity
Source: RefSeq, a predicted model, not a curated record
AUGCAUUUGGAAAUUGGUUACAGUGUCCUGCGCGGGCCCGGCGCGGCUACAAGGCUGCUUCGGCCUGCACACGGCUCCCCGCUCCGCCCGUGCCCCUUCCACCUUGCCGCAGUUCAAAAUGAAGCUGUUGUCAUUUCUGGGAGGAAACUGGCCCAGCAGAUCAAGCAAGAAGUGCGACCGGAUGUAGAAGAGUGGGCCUCGGGCAUCAAACGGCCACACCUGAGCGUGGUUCUGGUUGGAGAGAACCCUGCGAGUCACUCCUACGUCCUCAACAAAACCAGGGCUGCAGCUGAUGUGGAAAUCAACAGUGAGACAAUUGUGAAACCAGCUUCAAUUUCAGAAGAAGAGCUGCUAAAUUUAAUUAAUAAGCUAAACAAUGAUGAAAAUGUAGAUGGCCUCCUUGUUCAGCUUCCACUCCCAGAGCAUAGUGAUGAGAGAAGGAUUUGCAGUGCCCUUUCCCCAGACAAGGAUGUUGAUGGCUUUCAUGUAAUUAAUGUUGGCCGGAUGUGUUUGGACCAAGAUUCCAUGUUGCCAGCCACCCCAUGGGGGGUGUGGGAAAUAAUUAGGAGAACUGGCAUUCCCACUCUAGGGAAAAAUGUGGUUGUAGCUGGAAGAUCAAAAAAUGUUGGAAUGCCCAUUGCAAUGUUGCUGCACACAGAUGGGGCACACGAACGUCCUGGAGGUGAUGCUAUGCUUACAAUAUCUCAUCGAUAUACUCCCAAAGAACAGUUGAAAAAACACACAAUCAUUGCGGAUAUUGUAGUAUCUGCUGCUGGCAUUCCAAAUAUGAUCACAGCAGAUAUGAUCAACGAAGGAGUGGCAGUCAUUGAUGUGGGAAUAAACAGAAUUCAAAAUCCUGUAACUGCCAAGCCCAAAUUGGUUGGAGAUGUGGAUUUUGAAGGAGUCAGGAAGAAAGCCAGUUACAUCACUCCAGUCCCUGGGGGUGUUGGGCCCAUGACAGUGGCCAUGCUAAUGAAGAAUACCAUUAUUGCUGCAAAGAAAGUGCAAAGGCCUGAGGAGCUAGAACUGUGCAAGUCAAAGGAGUGUGGAGUAGCCACUAAUUAACUGCUGCUCCAAUGCUGUGAACAUCACUCCACGCCAGUCCAAGAAGCAAAGCAGGCCUAUAGAAAUGCAAUAUU